CUAAAUCGAGAAGUCGGCGUCUAUAGAAAUAAACUGCGUGUUUUUUCAAUAAUAUAAAAAAUUUAAUUUCUUAAUAAUGUCUAGCAGAAAUGAGUGUCGAAUUUAUGUAGGAAAUCUUCCUCCUGACAUAAGAACAAAGGAUAUUCAAGAUUUAUUCCACAAGUUUGGAAAAGUAACUUUUGUAGAUUUGAAAAAUCGAAGAGGUCCGCCAUUUGCCUUUGUUGAAUUUGAAGAUGCAAGAGAUGCAGAAGAUGCUGUCAAAGCAAGAGAUGGUUAUGACUAUGAUGGUUAUAGAUUGCGCGUAGAAUUCCCUAGGGGAGGCGGUCCUGGAAGUUACCGAGGUGGUAGAAAUGAUCGUAGCCGAGGUGGAGGAAGAGGUCGAGGUCCACCUACGAAACGGUCGCAAUACCGUGUCAUUGUAUCUGGUUUACCUCCAUCUGGUUCUUGGCAAGAUUUAAAAGAUCACAUGCGUGAAGCAGGAGAUGUCUGCUUUGCAGAUUCAUAUAAAGACGGCACUGGUGUUGUAGAAUUUCUUCGUCAUGAAGAUAUGAAAUAUGCAAUAAAAAAGUUGGAUGAUUCAAGAUUCCGAUCUCAUGAAGGUGAGGUAGCCUACAUAAGAGUACGAGAAGAUAAUGGAGAUGAUAAAGGAAGAGACUUCCGUGAUCGGUCUCGAUCCAGAUCAUAUUCUCCUAGACGCAGACGGGGUUCACCAACUUAUACUCCUGUUCGCAGAACCUCGUUUUCAAGAUCUCGUUCGGAUUCAAGGUCAAACUACUAAAAGUUUUAUAUUUACAACAUCUUUUUUUAAUAAUAGAUUUAGAAAGUACUAAAGAAUGUGUGUAUUUCUUGCUUAAAUAUGAAGCAUUAAUCAAAACAAAAAGAAAAAAAUUUAACAAAUUCAUACGUUGUAGGACUUUUUUUUUUUUGUUUUUCAAGGAAGUAGGUUUAACACUUAACAUUAAAUUUAAUUGAAACAAAACAAAAUAAAGAAAAUAUUAAUUUACAAAAUUAAAACAACAUUCCUUGAUAAUAAUAACUUAUAUAUCAAAAAACAAAAAAUUUUGAAAAUACUUUAAAACAUUUUAUCUCAUAUGCAAACACAAAAAAUGAGUAGGUAAUUAUUUUAAUUUUAGACAGCAUUCCGACAUUCGGGAUAAAUCUUUUUUAUUUCUUUGAAUAUGGAAAUUCAUAUUUUUUUUUCUAUUUUCAAGGCAACCAGAAUAAAAUUUACAUAGUAAAGUAAUUGGAAAAUCAGUACCUACUCACAUAAAUUAUUUUACAUUUUAUGUUUUAACAAAAACGAGAGUGGUGAAUUUUCCGUAAAAUAAAUUUGCCUUGAAAAAUUAUUAAAUUUUUAAACAGUAAUUAAAAUAAAAUUUAUGUUUUGCAAACAUCGAAAAUUUUAACAUUAAUUAUAAAAAUACUAUGCUGUAAUAAUGUAAAUAAGUUUUAAUUUUUUUUUUUUGAAUACGCUUUUAAAGAUUGUUUCAAAUUUAAUUUUUUUUUUUAUUUUGCAAAUGUAAUGUGAAAAAAGAAGUAUUUUGAAGUCUAACAAAUAAAAUAGAAAAUCAAGUUUCACUACAUAAUUUUGAGGAAAAUAUAUUUUGAAACUAAUAUAAAAGAUAAAUUAAAAUAAAUUUCACAUAAUUCAUAAAAAACAAAUAAUUAUUAAUUAAAAUUUUACUUAUAAAUAAAUUAAUGUAUUUUUUUUUUCUCUUUGCAAUCUUUUUGUAAUAAAUGCAUAUUGGAUGGAUUAUAAGAGUGAUGUAUAAAAUGGAAGCAGGGAUUUAAAUCUUUGGACAUAUAUAUGUAUAUAUAUUAAUUAAUAUAUAUAUAUAUAUACAUAAUAUAUAAAUAAAAAUAUGGAUUGGAAUUUAUUGUUUGCGUUAUGGAUAGGAUUAUAGGAUUGUGAUUUUAAAAGAAUCGAUUUGGAGAAAAAUUAGUAAAAAGGAAGGACUGGAAGGAUUAGGAGUUAGGAUUAAAAAAAAAUUAAUAGGAUACUUAAUUAUAAUAAACGUUUUCCACUUUUUUUUUAUAUGUAAAAUAAUAUUGUAUUUACAAAUUGUUUUUAUAUAAUUAAAAUUAUACCUUUUUUUUUUAUUGUUUUUUUUUUUAUGUGAAAAUAAUUUGUAAUACAAGCGGAAAAUUUUUACAAAUAAAAAAAAAGUGAUAACAUGUAAACUACUGGGUACGACGUGGGAUA
This is a messenger RNA of Condylostylus longicornis, 2203 nucleotides long. RefSeq names its product serine/arginine-rich splicing factor 1B (gene SF2). NCBI's taxonomy places the organism in Eukaryota, Metazoa, Arthropoda, Insecta, Diptera, Dolichopodidae. The record is from RefSeq and is a predicted model, not a curated record. Gene Ontology annotation, cellular component: cytoplasm; nucleus; ribonucleoprotein complex. The transcript has 5 exons. Gene Ontology annotation, molecular function: mRNA binding. The coding region runs from base 77 to 778 and encodes 233 amino acids.